Messenger RNA from Danio aesculapii, 1892 nucleotides. It is a transcript of the gene cryzl1, whose product is annotated as crystallin, zeta (quinone reductase)-like 1. The record is from RefSeq and is a predicted model, not a curated record. The transcript has 13 exons. Lineage: Eukaryota; Metazoa; Chordata; Actinopteri; Cypriniformes; Danionidae. The coding region runs from base 360 to 1421 and encodes 353 amino acids. Gene Ontology annotation, molecular function: oxidoreductase activity.
CACUCGAUUCGAGUCACGUGCAGGAAAUGAUCAAAACACUACCGCAGUCAGUCAGCUACAGGCAAAAUAUAUUAUACAUCAUAACAGAUGCAGAUAUUUUAUCACCGAUCUUCGCGUUUUUAACAGAGACACGCCAGUUAUGGAAAGGAAAACAAUAGCUUAGAUGGUUUACAAGAAUGACGUAUUCCGGAUGAUUUGGACUUUGUGUUUUUGAGUUAGCACAAUUCAACUGCAAAUUAAGAGAUUGCACAUGCAUUAAAUGACAUUCGAGUGUUAUUUUGAUAUAAGGUAAUAUUCAAUUCAGGUUGUUGCUAUUACUUAAGUGUCCAUUAGUCGCUUUAAAUACAGCUAGAACUACUAUGAAGGGACUUUACUGCAAACCAGGAGGAGACCAAGAGGAUGUCAAGUUUGUCUUACAGGAGACGAGUUUACCCACUAAUAUUGGCAACCAUCAGGUCAAAGUUCAAGUUAAAAGCUGUGCACUAAGCCCAGUUGAUUUUAAGAUGUAUGAAGACCUCAAGCUUGAGAAGGAGCAUGUUCCGGUUGGAAGGGAGAUCACUGGGGUUGUUCUUCAAGUGGGACCUAAAGUGAUGUUUUUCCAACCAGACGAUGAGGUUGUGGGGAUUCUCCCAUUGGAUGCUGAGCAGUCUGGCCUUUGUUCAGUCGUGCUUAUCGAUGAAUUUAAUCUAGUUCCCAAGCCAGAGAAAGUGAGCUGGUUUGAAGCAGCAGCGGUAAUUAAAGAUGGUCUCAGGGCCUACACCGCUCUUCAUACGCUGGCUCGAAUGGCAGCAGGACAGACUGUACUGGUGCUGGAUGGGGCGUCUCCCUUUGGAGUUCUGGCCAUUCAGCUUGCCCACUAUCAUGGUGUGAAAGUCUUGGCUACGGCUUUGUCCCCGGAGGACCAGAAGUUCUUGCAAGAGCUCCGGCCGAGUGUGGGUGUGCAGGAAUCACUUUUGGCUCGAGUGAUCAGAGUGUGGGACGCAAAGGAUGAUUUGGUGGACUCGUGCCUUGAAGAGACUGGAGGUCUUGGAGUUGACAUCAUCGUUGAUUCAGGAGUGAGACUCUAUGAUGAAGAGCCAGAAGCACAGACGAAACAGCCACAUAAACACGACCUCCUCACCAUGCUUUCAGUUGGAGGUCAUUGGGUCACCACAGAACAGCACUUACAGCUGGACCCUCCCGACAGCCACAUUCUCUUCCUGAAGGCAGCAUCGCUCUCAUUUCUUAAUGAUGAAGUGUGGACAGCGUCCCGUGCCAAGCAGGGCCGAUAUCUUCAUAUCUUGAAGGAUGUGAUGGAUAAACUCUGCAUGGGGACUUUUAGGCCACAGAUAGAGCACCCUGUGCCUUUAUAUGAAGCCACCGUCUCAAUGGAGAUGGUACAGAGGAAGCAAGUGAGGAAGAGAAUAGUCGUCAAGCUUUGAAACGAACUCCUAAAUAUGUUUUCCAAUAAUGUUGUUUUGAUUCUCAUCAUGUUUUAUUUGACAUAAGGCUGACAUCUGUACAUUUCUGUUGCUAUUUAAAAUCAUUUCAACAGAAGUCAUGUUCAUUUCAACAAAACAAUGAAAUAAUAAAUGUAGAUUAUUACUAAAUAAACAGCUAAAUGUAAAGUGUUCUGAUAUAAACCUCUGAAGAUAUUUACAUUAAACAUUUUUGCUAAGCAACUCUAGUUUUGACACACACUAUAGACACACAGGUUUUUCCCUGCUCAAGCAUUCCCUAUGGAUUAUUAAUGGCACCAUCUGAUCCCAUGUCUCCUGGCUAUUGAUAUGUGCAUCUCUGUGUGGAAAAGAGCCUAUAAUAGUGACUUGAAUCUUGCAUCAUUGUUCAAAGUAUGUAUCUGAUUAUCAGUAGUCUCCUAUUAAACUCUCAGGAUGAUGCUUGCUUGCUUUCAA